AUGUCCGCCUCAAUAUCCACCAUCCUAAUUCUCGGCGCCACAUCCGGAAUCGGCGAAGCGUUCGCACGACACUACCACGCGCAGGGCAAAAAAGUAAUAGCAACCGGCCGCCGCGUCUCGCAUCUCUCAGCGUUACAAAAUGAGCUCCCGGGCUUGGAAACCGCAAUGUUAGAUAUCUCCAAUAUCGCUGCUCUCCCCGCGGCCCUCACCGAUAUCUGGAAAAACUAUCCAGACAUUGACGCAGUUUACAUCUUGGCUGGACUGCAGCGAUUGAUUGAUUUCAAUCACCCAGAGAGUACAACGCCAGAGAAUAUCUCGAAUGAGAUCACCACGAAUCUAACGGCGACGAUUGUGGUUGCGCAUACGGUGAUACCGUAUCUCCAAAAACUGGGGCGGGAGACGACCUUUUUGACGUGUUCCAGUGGUUUGGCGUAUGUACCGCUAGAGUAUUAUCCUGUGUAUGUUGCUACGAAGGCGGGGGUGCAUAAUUUUAGUGUGGCGUUGAGGUCGCAGUUAUCUGAUAGUCAGGUGAAGGUCUUGGAAUUGGCACCUCCAUACGUGGAUACGCCAUUGAAUAAUGGAUUCCGGGAUAAAUUGAUUGAGAAGCAGGGAGGGCCGGAAAAGGCCAUGAAACCUAUGCCGUUGAAGGAGUACAUGGAUGCUGCUAUUGCCAAGAUUGAAUCUGGAGAGAGGAAGGAGAUUGCGGUUGGUUUUGCGGAAAUGGGCGUUAACGCUUGGAGAGGAGCUUUUCAACCUAUGCUUGACAGGAUGGGAAAUCGUGGUUGA
Molecule: messenger RNA, 786 nt
Organism: Glarea lozoyensis ATCC 20868
Lineage: Eukaryota; Fungi; Ascomycota; Leotiomycetes; Helotiales; Helotiaceae
Product: NAD(P)-binding Rossmann-fold containing protein
Exons: 2
Coding region: 1-786 (261 amino acids)
Cellular component (GO): membrane
Molecular function (GO): oxidoreductase activity
Source: RefSeq, a predicted model, not a curated record